Molecule: messenger RNA, 1286 nt
Organism: Conger conger (European conger)
Lineage: Eukaryota; Metazoa; Chordata; Actinopteri; Anguilliformes; Congridae
Product: GTPase IMAP family member 4-like
Exons: 5
Coding region: 153-1286 (377 amino acids)
Molecular function (GO): GTP binding
Source: RefSeq, a predicted model, not a curated record
CGCAGUGAGACUAGUGAGCGCUGUGCGGAAACAAAGUCCUGUCUGUGAACUAGAAGCGGAGGUAGAAGGAUUGGUCGACGUUUAUGAAACGAUAAGGACUGCUGUACAGCUGAGUGGUAGGCUCGGAAGACCAAGGGCAGAAGCAAGAAAGGAUGUAUAAUCCAAACAGUAUCCUUCAGAAGUGGCCAUGGCUGAAGGGCUUAGGUUUACUCAUUACUUUUGGAUGUGCCCUGAUCAUUAUCAUUUUUACUCUGAAAGAGUCUGGAAGGAGACCUGCACUUCAUAAACUGUCGAUUAUGUUGAUGGGCAAGACUGGAACAGGGAAGAGUGCAACUGGAAACACCAUCCUGGGGAGAGAGGUGUUUAAAGAGGGAGUUUCCCCUGUGGCUGUUAGCUUAAGGUGUGAGACACAUAGUGCAGAGGUGGCAGGGUGGAGUGUUACUGUGAUCGACACACCUGGGAUCUUUGACAUAUAUAUUUCUAAUGAUGAAAUCAAGCGUGAAAUGGAAGAAAAUGUCAAUCAAUUUUUCCUGCUAGUGGUCAGGCUGGGGAGAUUCACAUUGGAAGAUAGGAACACUGUAAAAUGGAUCCAGGAUAAUUUUGGAGAAUGCGCUUUGAAAUACUCAUUGGUGCUUUUCACUGGAGGAGAUGAGCUGAUAAUACCAGUGAAGGAGUUUCUGAGAAAAAGCAGAGAUCUCCAGGAAUUCAUCAACAGCUGUGGUGGCCAAUAUCAUGUGUUUAACAACAGAGAAAAGAACAACCGCACUCAGGUUACAGAGCUUCUGGAUAAGAUUGAGACAGUGCUGUUUACCAUGCAAGGAUACCACCACACUACUACGAUGAUCCAGCAGGCUCAAAGAAAGAUACAAUCAGAGGAGGAGAGAAAGAGAGAGGAGGCUGAGAGAGAGAUCAGAACAGAGGAGGAGAGAAAAAGAGAGGAGGCUGAGAGAGAGAUCAGAACAGAGGAGGAGAGAAAGAGAGAGGAGGCUGAGAGAGAGGUGAGAACAGAGGAGGAGAGAAAAAGAGAGGAGGUUGAGAGAGAGAUCAGAACAGAGGAGGAAAGAAAUAGGCAGGAGAUUACCUAUAUUUCUGUCCUGACCCCUGAAGCUGCGUUGGCCUUCCGAGAGCUCAAGAGAUGCUUCUCCUCUGCUACGGUCCUGAUUUUGCCUGAUCCCGAGAAGCAGUUCACCCUCGAGGUAGAAGCCUCCAGGAUCUAUUCUGACAAGUUUCACCACAAGCAGUUCCUUGUAAUUCCAAUGGAGGGAAGAAGGAGGAAACUGAUGUAG